Messenger RNA from Drosophila teissieri, 1141 nucleotides. RefSeq names its product alcohol dehydrogenase. Gene Ontology annotation, biological process: alcohol metabolic process. Gene Ontology annotation, molecular function: alcohol dehydrogenase (NAD+) activity. The record is from RefSeq and is a predicted model, not a curated record. Bases 191 to 961 code for a protein of 256 amino acids. The transcript has 4 exons. Lineage: Eukaryota; Metazoa; Arthropoda; Insecta; Diptera; Drosophilidae.
UCGACGUCGACUGCACUCGCCCCCACGAGAAAACAGUAUUUAAGGAGCUGUGAAAGUCCAAGUCGCCGAUUAUUGUCUCAGUGCAGUUGUCAGUUGCAGUUCAGCAGACCGGCUAGCGAGUACUUGCAUCUCUUCUAAUUUACUUAUUCGAUCAAAUCGAAAGAGCCUGCUCAAGCAAAAAGAAGUCAUCAUGGCGUUUACCUUGACCAACAAGAACGUGGUUUUCGUGGCCGGUCUGGGAGGCAUUGGUCUGGACACCAGCAAGGAGCUGGUCAAGCGGGACCUGAAGAACCUGGUCAUCCUCGACCGCAUUGAGAACCCGGCUGCCAUCGCCGAGCUGAAGGCAAUCAAUCCAAAGGUGACCGUCACCUUCUACCCCUACGAUGUGACCGUGCCCAUUGCCGAGACCACCAAGCUGCUGAAGACCAUCUUCGCCCAGCUGAAGACCAUCGAUGUCCUGAUCAACGGAGCUGGCAUCCUGGACGAUCACCAGAUCGAGCGCACCAUCGCCGUCAACUACACCGGCCUGGUGAACACCACGACCGCCAUCCUGGACUUCUGGGACAAGCGCAAGGGUGGACCCGGUGGCAUCAUCUGCAACAUUGGAUCCGUGACUGGAUUCAACGCCAUCUACCAGGUGCCCGUUUACUCCGGCACCAAGGCUGCCGUGGUCAACUUCACCAGCUCCCUGGCGAAACUGGCCCCCAUCACCGGCGUGACCGCCUACACCGUGAACCCCGGCAUCACCCGCACCACCCUGGUGCACAAGUUCAACUCCUGGCUGGAUGUUGAGCCCCAGGUGGCCGAGAAGCUCCUGGCUCACCCCACCCAGCCCUCGUUGGCCUGCGCCGAGAACUUUGUGAAGGCCAUCGAGCUGAACCAGAACGGUGCCAUCUGGAAACUGGACUUGGGCACCCUGGAGGCCAUCCAGUGGUCCAAGCACUGGGACUCGGGCAUCUAAAGAAGUGAUACUCCCAACAAACACCACACAUAACAUUAGUUCAUAGGGUUCUGCGAACCACUAGAUAUUCACGCAAGGCAAUAAGGCUGAUUCGAAGCACACUCACAUUCUUCCCCUAAUUCGAUAAUAAAACUCUCCAUAGGAAUAUGGACAAAUAUAUGAAAAUUGAGAAAUCCAAAA